This is a messenger RNA of Papilio xuthus (Asian swallowtail), 1454 nucleotides long. The record is from RefSeq and is a predicted model, not a curated record. NCBI's taxonomy places the organism in Eukaryota, Metazoa, Arthropoda, Insecta, Lepidoptera, Papilionidae.
UCUGGGGUUGUAGACAAGAUGAGAGGUUUACUCGCCCUAUUUCUGGUCGCGACUGCGCAGGCUAUGCCUGCCUUCGACCAAGAUGCGAAAGAACAAGGACUGAUGACCAGCGUUAUGGGAGUUGUUAAGGAGUGUGUUGAAAACGACGUAUCUUUAUGCUUAAAGGAGAAGGCUUUGAAAUACGUUGAAUCGCUGUCGACUGCUAGAGAGAUGGAUUUGGCUGAUGGAGUAACACUUCUUGGUACUGGAUCUCCGAGGUCUGCGAGGGCGUUUGAACCUCUGUCUGAUGAACCUCAAGCGAGGGAAGCUCAAGUGGAAUCAAGACUAUUGGAUUCAGCUGCUGACUUCUUGGAGAAUCAUGUGAUACAGUUCAAACUACCGUCAUCAGCUGUCGAAGGCAUGAAGCGAUCUUUGGAAGAGGCUCGUGGCAAAAAGAAGAAGCUGAAGCAACUCAUCCCACUCUUGGCGAUCGCUAAACUGAAGAUCAUGGCUCUCAUUCCUCUGUUCUUGGCUAUCAUCGCCUUCGCCGCUGUUAAGGCUGUCCUCCUCGCCAAGAUCUCUCUUCUAGUCGCCGGUAUCAUUGCAUUGAAGAAACUUCUAGCAAGUAAACACCAUGAAACUAGUUACGAGGUUGUCGCACAUCCACAUCACGAAGAGCACUUCGCAAGCAGUGGACAUGGUUGGGGACGGUCUAUCGAUGAUGCUCAAAACUUGGCGUACUCCGGACAUAUUAAAUCAGAUUAAGCGGAGCCUUAAUGACAGUUACAUAAGCGAUAUCGAUAAUCAACAAAUUAAAAUGACAGAGAAGUGACAAAAGUUGUCUCUUUUCUGGAUAGCAUUUUCAAAUCAGAUUAGACUUACGGUCUUAUCUGAUAAAAACUUUGAACAUACAUUUUGUCACGCUGAUUAUUUAAGAGCUAAUGUAAUUUUUGUCUACAGCCUUAGAAGAGUCAUAGUGUUUUAUGUUAAUAUUAAGAAAUAUUUAUUUGAUUAUUUAUUCAAUUGAAUGAUUAAGAAUAAGACGUGUUGUUGUUUUCAUAAAUUUGUUCUGAAUUUGUAUGGUCUUGUAUGUACUAUAUUAGUAUUUUAUAACCCAAUACGGUAUCCGUAUUCGUGUGAUUUGUUUUAAACAAAUCGUUUUAUUUAUAUAUAUAUAUAUAUAUUUAUUAAUUUUUAUUCUAGUCCUAUAUUCUCAUUAUAUGUAACUAAUAGAAUAUUAUUUCUAUCCACCUAAAUAAUACUAAGUAUUAUAAGUAUUGAAUAUUUUGUAAAUAUAUUUUAGUUUAACUCUUUUCCAAUAUUUUAUCUAUCUAUAAAUAUUAUUCUUUAAUAUUUUUUUUCCUAUAAUAUUCUUUGUCUAUAUUUCAAUAUAUUUGUCAUUAUGUAAGCAUGUUUUAGUAUAUCUUUACAGAUACAAGUUAUAUAUAACUAUAUUAUGUUAUAUAUUGCUUCUU